UCUUUGUUAUUACAGAGAAAUAAUUCGGCUCAUUAUUCACCAAUAACCGAUAUAUAAAAAUCAUUAUAAAACAACAUUCUCGUUGGAAUUCACAACAAAUAAGAUGGACAGGUUGCAAUUUAUCUUCACAGUUCGCGGUGCAGCAGAUAUGAAGACGAACGUGUUGUGCAUAACCUCAAUCGGCACACCGGAUGGCCACGUGUAUGCAGUUCCGGAGGAGUAUCAACCAGCAACACUACACACAGAAAUCGUGAAACUACCUGCAUUUAAUAAAGUGAAAAAUUCAUUAACGAAAAGGCACCAAACUAGAAAGAUAUGGAUCAAUUUAACUAAAGCAUUAGCCAACACUUAUUUAGACGAAGGAGGAAAUCUACAAAUAGGAGAGUUUUAUCUAGAGGAGAUAUUGGAAAAACCAGAAGACGGAUCACAAGCUUCAGAACAACCACUUAUGAAGAUAUUAGAAAAGUUGCUGGAAAAGAGCCAAAUACAGUCAGAAAGUAGAAGUAUAGGUAAAAUAGCAGAGCGAUUCAUGAUUGAGAGAUUUGAUGGAAGAAAUUCAAACGCGGAUCAGUGGAUCGCGAGUUUCGAAAAAGAGUGUGGACGAUUUGACAUCUCUGACGACGGUAAGAAAAUUGAAAUCUUGAAAUCAUUCAUGGAUAAAGGCGCCGCAGAUUGGUAUAGUUGUACACUAUUAAAACUUACUAUUGAAGCAGACUGGGGAGAGUGGAAAAGAGUCUUUUGCGAAACAUUUGUUAGUAAAGGUUGGUCUAGAAUAAGAUAUGCACUGUCGUUUAAAUAUCAAACAGGUCUUUUACUAGAUUAUGCGAUAAAAAAAGAGAAACUUUUAUUAGAAGUAAGAAAUUCAAUUGAUGAUGGAACACUAAUUGAUCUAAUUGCAACUGGCCUGCCAAAUUUUGUAGCUGACAGGAUUGAUAGAGAAAAACUAAGAAAGACAGAAGACUUAUAUAACGAAAUAGGUAAAUUGGAACAUUUAGUUCACAAGAGAAACUUUGAAAUAAGAAAGAAUAAGAAUUAUAUUAAUAAGGAGAAGACAGAAAGAACACCAUGCGAGACCUGUAAAAAUAAAGGUAAAGGUAUACGCUUCCACCCUGUAGCUGAGUGCUGGUUUAAGGAUAAAGAACACGAGACGAAACAUAUAAAUAGUUCAGUAUUAGAAGUAGAAGUAAGUGAUGAAGAUCCAAAAAACUAAUAAUUCCACCAUUAAUCAAACU
Megachile rotundata (alfalfa leafcutting bee) is the source of this 1232-nucleotide messenger RNA. RefSeq lists its product as uncharacterized. NCBI's taxonomy places the organism in Eukaryota, Metazoa, Arthropoda, Insecta, Hymenoptera, Megachilidae. The record is from RefSeq and is a predicted model, not a curated record.